This is a messenger RNA of Cydia splendana, 3606 nucleotides long. RefSeq names its product sentrin-specific protease 1-like. Bases 141 to 2216 code for a protein of 691 amino acids. Gene Ontology annotation, cellular component: nucleus. Gene Ontology annotation, molecular function: deSUMOylase activity. Gene Ontology annotation, biological process: proteolysis; protein desumoylation. NCBI's taxonomy places the organism in Eukaryota, Metazoa, Arthropoda, Insecta, Lepidoptera, Tortricidae. The transcript is spliced from 7 exons. The record is from RefSeq and is a predicted model, not a curated record.
UCAACGAAAUGUAAUUAGCGUCAACGAAACGAAUCGGUGGAUAUCGGUGUCGUUGUGCUUUUCUUUUUGUCGAACGACGUUUUCGCAUUUUAAACAGAAAUACAACCUACAAAUGGUGAUGGAAACAUAAUUUUAAUAAGAUGAAGUCCGUUGUGGCUUAUGUGCGCAAUCUUCUAGGUUGGUGUGAUGAUGACCCAGCCAUUAGAACAAGCUUCAAACGAGACAGGACGGAUGACGAUGUUUUGUGCGACGAGGCGCCGGCACUUAAGCGACUCAAGCAGCUGAGGAGCACCAAUUUCCCCGACAUUAUGUCUUCUAAUGAUGCCUGGGAAAAGAAGGAAAAACACGUUCGGUAUGUUCCUAUACAAGUAGAGAGUGGGCACCCUAGCACAUCAACCCCACUGGAGGCGAAUCGUUCAGGUGGCCGAGGCCGACCUGUGCCAUUGAAGUUAGUGGAUGUGACGGGACAUGAGCCAGCCACUCCACUGCGGAAGCCUCGGAUGCACACCCCAUUGCGACCAGUGAUGCAUGCUGUGGUUGAUGAUGAUGAUGACGACGAUGAGGAAGAGGUCACAUGGGUGGAGAGCAAGCCAGGAAAAUCUAAAAAACCUUCAGAAGUGUACAUAGAUCUGGAAGAUGAUGACCAUGACCCGGAGGAAACUGAGAAUGACGUCAUAUUCGUCAAGAAAGUCUCCGAUCCCCAGGGAAAACCCUUCAAAUUCUUUGUAACUAAAAACGAUAGAAAAGAACCUAAAGAUGUACCAUACUACAGGAUAAAUAGAAAAUUGAAUGAUAGACACUCCCUGUCACCUAGAAGUUACACUAAGUUUAAAGCCCCAGCCGGCAUCAUGAAAACUUAUAAGAAAACAGCCAUUCCUAAGUGGAUGCAACCACAGAAACCCUCGGCCUUCCCACGGAGUAGACUGCUAGACAUCAACGGAUCAAACAUUAGAUCAACACUAUCGGAAGUAUUCAAUUUAGACGAGAAGAGAAAUUACCAGGAGUUGAUUAGAAGAGUAGCAGGAACUACAAAACCAGUUUCAUUCUCCAAGCCAAUAGAUAUAGUAAAUAUAGCUGACGAUUCUGCAUCGUUCCGGAAUACGCAAAGAGCGCAGAGGAAGUCAUUAAAUGAAAUAAGAUUAGUUGAAAAAGGCCUUUUAGCGGAGCGAGAGGGUGAAGCAUCUAAAGAAUAUGACCCCAUUACAGUGGCAUCAAUCAACUCCUCAGACUCUGAAGUAGAAGUAGUACCUUCAGAGUCAUCAACUUCAUCUUCAGUUAGAAUCAACCCCAUUAACUCAUUAAAAGACUCGUACAGAGAUAAAGACGUGACCUCGACGGAUUGGCUCGCGAAAAUAGAUUCUAAGUAUAGAAAGAAAAGGCAAGAAACUCAAGAGAAGUUAAAAGAUGCGCGACGCGAAUCUGACAUUAUUUCUAAGGUUAACUAUGAACAGAAGUUAGCACAUUUAGAGCAUAAGUUGAAAUAUGAGUUGAGCAUACCGGAGAGUCUCAUUGAGGAGCCCCAGCCAACUGUGGAGCUUCCGGAGUUGACUCCGGAGCAAGAGAAACUGAUUAAUAGGGCCAUAGGCCCUGGACCGUCGGGUCAGUUGAUUAUAGAGAAAUUCAAUUUAAGAAUACACAGACGCGACCUGCAAACGCUGAGCGGCCUGAACUGGCUGAACGACGAGGUGAUCAACUUCUACAUGAACCUCAUCAUGCAGCGCUGCGAGGAGCGCACGGACCUGCCCAAGACAUACGCGGCCAACACCUUCUUCUACCCCAAGCUCAUGCAGAGCGGCCAGGCCGGCCUCCGCCGGUGGACCAGGAAGGUGGACAUAUUCGCGCACGACCUCAUGGUGGUCCCCGUGCACCUCGGCGUGCACUGGUGCAUGAGCAUGGUGGACUUCCGGACCAACAAGAUCCAAUACUUGGACAGCAUGGGAGGGAAGAACCAGGCGUGCCUCAACGCCCUGCUGCAGUACUUGAAGGACGAACAUCAGGAUAAGAAGGGACAGCCUUUUGAUGAUAGUGGGUGGAAACUGGAGUGUUUAAGUAAGGACAUCCCGCAGCAGAUGAACGGCAGCGACUGUGGCAUGUUCUCGUGCACAUUCGCCGAGUUCUCAGCCCGCAACGCGCCCUACUCCUUCUCGCAACAACACAUGCCCUAUCUGCGCCGCAAGGCCGCCUUAGAGAUCAUCACUGGCCGACUACUGCUGUAAAACUACUCAUAGAACACUGUAGUUAUCAUAAAUUGGACAGAUAGCAAACUAGUGAAGUGCAAAUGAAACACUGUUGGAAGACGGCCCUAGAGUUCAUUACCGGCCGGCUACUGUUGUAAAUCUAUAGAUUGUAACCAUCCAUAGUUUAUCCAUACUGAACAGGAGACUAGUGAAGUGAAUAAUUAAUACCACAUCUUAAGGAUGAGAUGAUAACAUGCCCUAUAUCUGCCGCAGGGCAACCUUAAAGAUCGUUACUGGAUGACUGCUGUUGUAGUCACAGAAGAUUGUAGUCAUGGCCUAUCCGGGCAGCAAACUAGUGAAGGAAAUAAUUCCACAUAUCAAGGACGAGAAAAUUACAAACAUACUUUAUCCCUGCCGUACUGGAUGGCUACAUAUGAUGCACACUAUGGGAUAAUGCAGUCUAUAUAGAAAACCAGAGAAAGUGUAUUUCCACAUUCCUUGUGUGAGGAAAUGGAAUGAGAUAAAUGAAUAAUGGAACCUUACUUACAUCAACUUUACGCUCCUAUAGUGACUCCAUCCAUACAGAAUACCAAUAAAGUGAAUGCCCAUUGUGGGAAUUCAUAUAGUGUUAUUUAUUUUCUUUAUAAUCUUUGUUGGAAUAAAGAUGUUGCCCAAUAUAAAAAACCAGUGAACUUACGGUCUAAAAUCUUUAGUGAAGUGAAUGUACCAUUGUUAACUGACUGGCAUCUAUGGCCUUUAUCCGUAAAGUGAAAGUAAAAUGAAACGCGUAAGUGAAGUGUUUUUCAGUAAAUUCUACUUAGAUUUAAAACAUUUGCCUGAAGUGUUUGUCAAAGUUUUUUAUCAGGAGCACUUUCUGUAGUUAAGCUCCUAUAAAAAAAAAUAUAAUUACGAUCAUUCUUAAUAAAACAAUUCACCUACAUAAUUCUCUAAUUUUAUGUAUGAUUCUUUCGAAAAUAUUUCAAGCUACAGAAAAUGCUUUGAUAGCUAAUCUUUCGUCAAAAACGCAAAUGUGGUACGUUCUACAUUGAACCAGUGAAGUGAUUUGACAAUAGGUGUGCAGAGGUUCCUAGGGUAGUCUAGGAGCUAAGUAAUAUGUAUUGUAUUACAGUAAGUGUAACAUCAGCAUUUAAUUUAUUUAUGGACUAAUCAGUCAAUUUCAUGUUGUAAACCACAUUAAAUGUAUUGCUGGUUAUAUUCUUAUAAGACAGUUGUUUUUUACUUUUAUGCACUCAGACAAACCUAUUCUGUUAUAUUAAUUUGAGGGCUAACUAAAACUUCGGAAAAUGGUAAAUUUAAAACUCAAAUCUGUACUAAACUAAAAGCACAUAGGUACUCUAGCAGUAUUUAUUAAGACACCUUGAAUUUCAGAAGCAUAAGUGUUAAAUAAAGUGCUUCUAGUACGGAAAGU